ACACACACACACUCAUAGAGAACCUCAACAUGAAAUUGGAAUGAAAGUUCCACUCUGCGGUCGUAACUUCACUUUCUCCUCUCAGACGCUCCAUUUCCGGAACCCAGAACCGAGUUGGAUCAUGACCCACGGUGACGCCUCUCGCCCGCCGUCGGAAGAUGGAGCGGAGAGCGACCAGCCGCUGGUACUGGAGAGGUUGCCGAAGACAACUGACCCAAGCUGGAGGACCUGCAUGUCCCGACGGCUGAAGAAGCACUGCUCAUGCACUUCAGACAAGGUCAAAUCCAAGAUACAAGGCUUUGUCCCCAUUCUGAAAUGGCUGCCGAAUUACCGGCUCAAGGACUGGAUACUUGGAGAUGCCAUGUCGGGGUUGAUCGUGGGAGUGCUCCUGGUCCCCCAGUCCAUAGCCUACUCCCUGCUGGCCAGCCAGGACCCCAUUUAUGGCCUUUACACCUCCUUCUUCUCCUCCAUCAUCUACGCGCUGCUGGGGACCUCCAGGCACAUCUCUGUGGGAAUAUUCGGAGUGCUGUGUCUGCUUGUGGGUCAGGUGGUUGACAGGGAGUUGGCAUCGGCGGGGUACCUCACCGAGGCCACCAGCAAUAACAGCGCCGCCCCGCUGGCUGGCCUUGUGAAUAACAGCGUGGACCCAGCGUGUGACAGGAGCUGCUAUGCAAUAACAGUGGGAGCUACAGUGACUUUCACAGCAGGGGUGUAUCAGGUUCUGAUGGGCGUUUUCCAGGUUGGCUUUGUGUCCGUCUACCUCUCCGACUCGCUGCUCAGUGGCUUUGCCACCGGAGCUUCUCUGACCAUCCUCACCUCCCAGGUCAAGUACCUGCUGGGUCUCAAGAUCCCCCGGCCGACCGGCUGGUUCACUCUGAUCAAAACCUGGUACGGCGUGUUCACCAAUCUGGGGAAGACCAACAUAUGUGACUUGGUGACCAGUCUGGUGUGUCUCCUGAUCCUCAUCCCCACGAAAGAAAUCAACUAUCGCUUCAAGGACAAGUUGAAGGCUCCCAUCCCAUUUGAGCUCUUUGUGGUGAUCAUUGCGACCCUUGCUUCCCAUUUUGGCCACUUCAACGCCGACUAUGGGUCUGGUGUAGCUGGAGACAUCCCCACUGGCUUCCUCCCUCCACAGCUCCCCUCCUGGUCGCUCAUUCCCAACGUGGCCGUCGACGCCUUCUCCAUCGCUAUUGUGGGAUUCGCCAUCACCGUGUCGCUGUCGGAGAUGUUUGCCAAAAAGCACGGCUACAGCGUGGACGCCAACCAGGAGAUGUACGCCAUCGGCUUCUGCAACAUCAUCCCUUCUUUUUUCCGCUGCUUCGCCAACAGCGCCGCCCUGACAAAGACCCUGGUCAGAGAUUCCACAGGGUGCCACACUCAGCUGUCGGGGCUGGUCAGCGCUCUGGUCCUGCUGCUGGUCCUGCUCAUCAUAGCGCCUCUCUUCUACUCUCUUCAGAAGUGCGUCCUCGCGGUCAUCAUCGUGGUCAACCUCCGCGGAGCUCUUCGCAAGUUCACUGAGAUUCCCAGCAUGUGGCACCUGAACCGCAUAGACACCGGUAUUUGGCUGCUCACCAUGGCGACCUCCGCGCUGGUCAACACAGAGCUGGGCCUCCUGGUGGGCGUCCUGGCAUCAGCCUUCAGCGUCAUCGGCCGAACACAACGGGCCCAGAUGCUGGAGUUGGGCUGUGCCUCCUCAAGAGAGCAUUACGAGGAUCUCACCGCCUACUAUGGCCUACACACUCACCCCGGAGUCGCCGUUUUCAGAUACCAGGCUCCAGUCUAUUACGCCAACCAGAGUCUGUUCAAAAAGUCCCUCUACAAAUGCACGGGGCUGAACCCGGGCAAGGCUCGGCGGAGGAUGCUCAAACUCAAGCGACAGAACGGUGAGAAAGACGCGGUGGAGGCGGACGCGUCCACCAGCGUGACGCUGGACGGCAACCCUCCCCGCAGGCUGCACAGCGUGGUGAUGGACUGCAGCGCCGUCUUGUUCCUGGACAGCGCCGGUGUGAACGCUGUGAAAGAGGUGCACAAAGAUUACGGCGAGUUAGGGGUGAAGGUGAUCCUGGCUCAGUGCAGCACCUCUGUGGUGGAUGCGCUAGAAAGGGGCGGGUAUUUUUCAGACCAAAACGGAGGAGAGAGGAUCUUCUUCACCAUUGCAGAUGCUGUCCGAUACGCUCAGAGUCACUCCGUGGCCAACGGAGACUGCGACAGCAAGUGCUGAAGGGACGAUCGGUCCAAACACGAAAGUUACAUUUUCACGGCCUGAAUUUGUGCCUGGAGUUACCGGUGAAUCUACGACACCUCAAGUGCUUCUCACCUCCAUGUAUAGCUAUUAUUCUGCGAGCAUCAUUGAGGACCUUCUGGAGAAUCACUUAGUUACUAAUGCUGUGUGUCACUUUGAAUCAGUUUGGUCGUUUACAAAUGGAGACACGGUUUGUUCUAGAGUCAGAUUUGUCUGCAUGUUGAGUUAGGAUAUCCAAUAUUGACUAUUUAUACAGAGAGCGUGUACGUUGGCGUUAAAAUAGCAGUUACACGGAAACAAAAAGGGAAGGAUGCCUGAUUUGGGCAGAAGAUUGUUGCUGAGAGUUUGUGAUGGCUCUUCAAAUGUUUUGUAUGUUGAUCAGCCUGUUUGCAAGGUUCGUGCCUCAACCCCACCCUCCUGUUUCUUUUUUGUCAACAAUGAAGGCCAGAUCUGGAGCAGUGUGAGGAGGCGAGCCGAUCAGAUGACGGCUCCAUCGAGUCACAUGCUUCUCAAUGUCUGUGAACAAGGAGAUGCACCGUCCAUUGUACUGUACUACAGUAGCUCCCACAGUUGCUUGUCAAUACAACCAACUCUGGUGGAAACAAAAAUGAUUGAGCAGGUGUAAAGAAAAUGUCUUUCUUUUCUCUGGGUCAUUUUUUUUUUUUUUUUAACGGUACAGGGAAGCAACCAUGUCAUUCGCCAGACUUUUGUAUCUGCAGUAGUUUUUGUUUACAACCAUUUUAAAUCUUCGUGCCUCAAGCUCCACCAUGUGACUUAAGCUCAGGGUCUUGUGUGACAUUUUGAAGAAUUCAGUUACAAUCACGGUUGUUUUGGGACUGUUUACUCAGGGCAGCGAAUGCUCUUAUUUAAGCAAAUAUCUAAUGUGGACUGGUACAAAGUUAAAGUUGUCUUUGGAGAUUGAAUCAACCAGUUAUUGGAUGCC
Messenger RNA from Synchiropus splendidus (mandarinfish), 3185 nucleotides. It is a transcript of the gene slc26a2, whose product is annotated as solute carrier family 26 member 2. The coding region runs from base 41 to 2221 and encodes 726 amino acids. Gene Ontology annotation, biological process: transmembrane transport. Lineage: Eukaryota; Metazoa; Chordata; Actinopteri; Syngnathiformes; Callionymidae. The record is from RefSeq and is a predicted model, not a curated record. The transcript is spliced from 5 exons. Gene Ontology annotation, molecular function: chloride transmembrane transporter activity; oxalate transmembrane transporter activity; secondary active sulfate transmembrane transporter activity. Gene Ontology annotation, cellular component: membrane.